Petromyzon marinus (sea lamprey) is the source of this 2926-nucleotide messenger RNA. It is a transcript of the gene PLEKHJ1, whose product is annotated as pleckstrin homology domain containing J1. NCBI's taxonomy places the organism in Eukaryota, Metazoa, Chordata, Hyperoartia, Petromyzontiformes, Petromyzontidae. The record is from RefSeq and is a predicted model, not a curated record. Gene Ontology annotation, biological process: retrograde transport, endosome to Golgi; endosome organization; receptor recycling. Gene Ontology annotation, cellular component: recycling endosome; early endosome; trans-Golgi network.
GGUGGUCUACGUGAUGACGUCAUGUCCCAUGUGGUGAGGGCGCCCUAUAUAAGGCGAGACGGACGAUCAAGACAUCUUGCAGUGCGGUUGGGAGCCGGACCUGGGACGCGGUGGGCAGCGAUUUUGAUCCCUAGGGACCUCGGGCCUGCUGGGGGCGGGGGGAGACCGGGGAGGACCCCGAUAGGACCCGGGAGGAGACGGUGCCGGGGGGGUGAUGCGUUACAACGAGCGGGAGUUGGUGAGCCUGGCGGGGCAGCCCUGCCAGAGGCAGGCGCGGGUGCAGAUGCGCGCAUGGGCCGCGGGAAAGAGAGAAGGAUACAAAGAGCGAAAUAUCAAGUUGGUGAUGAAUUUCCUAUUCUACUUCAGAGUCGAUGAGACAGAGCCGGUGGGAGCGCUGGUCCUGGAGGAGUGCGAGGUGGAGCGUAACUCACUACCCAAUUCCAACUGCUUCUCACUCGUGUACCGGGGUGGGACGGAGCAGCGCUACUGCUUUGUAUGCUCAUCCAUAUCCGAGUGUGACGAGUGGAUGAAGCUGCUGGCAAGAGCGAGCUACGAGAGGAUGAGGAGGAGGGCGAUUGGCCUCCGGGAGGAGAUCCGGCAGCGCACGGGGAAGGAUCCCCUGGAGCAGUACGGGAUCUCGGAUGAGUCGCGAUUCCAGCUGGCACAGAGGAAGCUCUGACACCACCACCAUCUCCCCAAGGAACUCGGAACCCUGGGCAUGCCCCUGUGCGUUGGAACGUGGGAGGGGUGGACCAUAGGGGACGGAGUGGACUGUGAAUCGCUUCCCAUUGCUGUCCUCGCCGGUGGACACGUGUGCAUGCAUGCACGCGCAUACACGCUUGUUCAUAGGUACACGUGCGUCCUGUGAAGAGCCAAAGAAAACAGGGUGGAGUCCAUGGCCGUGGGUGGAGAGUGGCUUCUGGCUCCAUUGCAGCAGUGUCAUCAUCACCGCCCAAGCGUUUUUAUUUUAUACCAAAAACCCCCAAGUUGCUGCGUGACUGGUGGCACGAGGAUCUCACUGUAUGGGGCGACAUGUGGCUUGGACACGGAGAAGUUCUCAACCUCGUGUGCUCCUAACCACUGCGUGGUGAAGUGGUGUCUGUGGGAUGCAGUGCAGAGAGUAAGUUGCCACCCUUACCUGUGCUGAGCUUGAGUGUUAUCCGCCUCGUAGGUAUGUGGGUUUUCCUUGUGCACUCCACUGUCCGACCACAUUGCAAUGAAUGCUGUCAAAUGGAAUUGGCCAAACAUCCAAAUGAAAGAGUCUUAUAAUUCUCAGCCUCGUGCGAGUAGAGAUGUUUCAAACUGUUCACUGCCACGUCAUCUCUCAUCAACUGCAAAUAAGAGUCAGUUAAAAAACCAGGAACGGGGGCCAAACGAUGUGAUACUAGUUUGUGUGCAUGUAGAAAUUAUUUCGCACCAUACCUAACCAAUCGUGGUAAUUGGAGGUGCGGGAGGACAACACUAAACACAAAGCAGUUUGUGUGCAAGCAUUGAACCUGGCCCACAGCGGUUCCAUUCCUGGUCACGACUAACAUCAGUGGAGAACUAUACAAAUGAACUGGCCCUGGGCCUCCCCCUCUAUCUCCCACCCCACCCCUCCACUCCAACCCGCAUUGAUCAGUGUAUUGAGGUAUGGUCUCGGCAUUCUCCACGAUGAACACGGUGUGAGAAGACCUUUAUCCACCAGUGGAUUGACAAAGGUGUGUUGAUAACAUCUGGAGAGCACAGUUGGUGUCACCUUUAGAAUUGGCGGCAUAUUUGCCUACAAAUCGGUACAAACUGAAUUCAGAAACCACGCCUCGUUGAGAUACUGUUGGCAGUGGUGCACAAAUAACAAUACAUCACGUUUGUCAAUAGGAUUGCCCUAAAGAGGAAAGAAUAUUUUAAAUAUAAAUGUUUUAAUAUAUAAUUAUAUAAGAGGUGACACUUUGGGCAGUGGCCAUUUUUAUAGCAGAGAUCAUGAAAGCUGUUGUCCAAAAUGUUGCCGGUUUUAUAUUUUUCCCUCUUUACAGUGGUAUCACAGAUGAACGUGAGUUUUGGGAAAAAGAUGGCUGAAAUUUUUAGAAAUCCUGAGCGACCCUUUCACUGCAUGGCAGUGAUGUUUAACGCGGUUUAGCGCGGUUGUGUUAACGCUGAAGCGCUUACAACUCAAGAUCAUUUGCAGCCAACUUGGGGGUUGAUCCACUCAGCAGGAAGUGACAACCAAAAUGAAAUGUGGACAUUUUAGUGAGGUAUCGCGUUUAUGUGAUUGUGAUUUCUCCUCGAUGCAAUGGUGGACACUUCAUCAGCUUUGGAAACGCGGGGCAGCGUGUUUAGGAACGGCACCUUCCAACUCGGUGCCAGGAAAUCGGUCUCCAUUUAUCACUUUGAAUCAAGCUGAGUGUCUUCGGUGGGAGUCAACAGAGCGCUGCCAGCAGAGAUAGAAGUCUUAUUUUCAUUGCCACAUUUGGGUAUUCUAUACUGCGAAGCCCCUGAGCCUGCGCAUGUCUCGCAUCAAGUGAACAUGAUGUCGUACACAAUAUUAGAUAUGUGACGAUCCGUCCCCUCGGUGAUUCGAUGACUUGUCAGGAUCUGAGGUCGAUUCAAUGAUGUUUUUUUUUGUCUCAUUUACAGUGCAGUUAUGUCCUUGGUCUCGUAAGUUGCCUUGACCGUUUUGUAUUUGAAAAGGCACAUGAGUGCAUAAUGCAGGGUGUUUCAAAAAGAUGGACUCGAUUUCAAAGCAGUAUAUUUCACGAUAGCAACAUGUUACAAAUACAAAGUUACCAACGGUUUAAUGAGUUUUCAAGUUUUACUAACCAUUUUAUAAAUGCUCUGUGCCCUCCACCUGCUGUACGGAGAACAUCAAGAUGUUGAAUUUGUCCCAAACGCCUCUCAAAGUCUUCUUCCACUGAAGUCACUGCUUCCGUGAUUAUGUUUUUGAGGUCAU